AUGGCUACAGAUAAAAGAAGUAACCCUAUCCCUUUUCAAAGGCUGUCUACACCUAGGGACACCACCCAAAAAUGCUUCCGAUUAGCUACCAUCGUAAUCAUCCCUAAACCCAACAAGUCAGAUUAUACCAACCCAAGAUCAUACCGACCAAUUGCCUUGCUCUCGGUCCUAGGCAAAGGCCUCGAAAGACUCAUUGCGAAGAAGGUAUCAUGGCUUGCUCUAAACUACCAAGUCCUAGCGAACCAGCAGCUCGGAGCUCUACCCUUGCGAUCCUCAGUGGACCUCACCACUUGCGUUACACAUGACAUUGAGACAUCCUUAAAACAAGGGUUAAAGACCACCCUGCUCACAAUGGAUGUAAAAGGUGCUUUUGACGCAGUGCUACCAGGAAGACUAGUGAAUCGCCUUCGGGAACAAGGAUGGCCAAACAACCUGGUUAGAUAG
This is a messenger RNA of Sclerotinia sclerotiorum 1980 UF-70, 444 nucleotides long. RefSeq lists its product as hypothetical. The coding region runs from base 1 to 444 and encodes 147 amino acids. The record is from RefSeq and is a predicted model, not a curated record. Lineage: Eukaryota; Fungi; Ascomycota; Leotiomycetes; Helotiales; Sclerotiniaceae. The transcript has a single exon.